This is a messenger RNA of Solea solea (common sole), 2259 nucleotides long. It is a transcript of the gene lpcat4, whose product is annotated as lysophosphatidylcholine acyltransferase 4. NCBI's taxonomy places the organism in Eukaryota, Metazoa, Chordata, Actinopteri, Pleuronectiformes, Soleidae. Gene Ontology annotation, cellular component: endoplasmic reticulum. Gene Ontology annotation, molecular function: 1-acylglycerophosphocholine O-acyltransferase activity; calcium ion binding. The record is from RefSeq and is a predicted model, not a curated record. The transcript has 13 exons. Gene Ontology annotation, biological process: phosphatidylcholine acyl-chain remodeling. Bases 318 to 1841 code for a protein of 507 amino acids.
GGGAGGAUGAUUUGUCAAGUCUCGUCUUUACUCCUCAGUGUGUGUAUGAGUGUGCGCGCGUGUGUGUAUGUGUGUGUGGGGCCAUGUGGAGCGAGUAGACGUUUGUUUUUACUUCGUCGUUCGUUGUUUUAUUCACUCCAACCUUUUUUUGUUUUUUGUUUUUAAACUAAACGCCACGAGACACAGAAGCGUUUCUUCACAGGAACAACUUCAGCGGAACUUUUCCUCACCUAAAACGGACUUCAACUGCCUUUGUUGUUAUUUUUUUUUACAUUUUUAAGCAACAACAACACGUAUUUUCAGGUGAAGUCGUCACCAUGGAGGAGCAUGACUACCCUCACCCGUUCAUUCACGAGGUGAAGCUGACCACAGCGCUGAGGAUCAGGGGCAUCAUCCUGGGCAGUGUCCUCUUCCCUCUGCGCGUCACAUUGGCGGCCAUUUGCUUCCUCAUCAUGUGGCCCCUGGCGCGGCUACGACUGGCCGGCCUGUCCGAGGAGGAGCGCUCGCGGCCCGUCACGGGCUGGCGCCACUGGCUCUUCCACACGAUCGUCUGGCAGCUGAGCAGAGGCGUCUUCCUCUGCCUGGGCUUCCCGCGGGUGACGGUCAAAGGCCGCAGGGCCGACCUGAAGGAGGCUCCAGUGCUGGUGGUCGCGCCGCACAGCACCUACCUGGACAUGGUGGUUCUGUGUCCGACGCAGCUCGCCACGGUAGUGUCGCGGUCGGAGAAUAAAAGCCUGCCGGUCAUUGGAGCUUUGCUGGAGUUCAACCAGGCCGUGUUGGUGAGCAGGAAGGACCCAGAGUCGAGGAAGAAGGCAGUGACGCAGGUCACAGAGAGGCUGACCUCUAAUGGCUACUGGCCUCAGAUGCUGAUGUUUCCAGAAGGAACCACAACGAAUGGACGAGCGCUCAUCAAAUUCAAGCCCGGUGCCUUCCUCGCCGGAGUCCCCGUCCAACCUGUUCUGCUGCGCUACCCCAACAAAGUGGACACUGUUCGCUGGACGUACAAAGGAACAGCCUGGUAUGAGGCGCUGUGGCACACGACGUCGCAGAUCUACACCAACGCGACGGUCGAGUUCCUGCCGGUUUACCAACCUUCAGAGGAGGAGAAGAACGACCCCGGUCUGUACGCAGACAACGUCCAGAAACUCAUGGCCAAAGAACUCGGCAUCCCGGCCACAGACUAUGUGAUGGAGGGCGGAGUCCCCGUCAGUAAAGUGGGCGGAGUUUCUCUGCCAGUGGAUUCUCCCGCCAGGAAAACUCUGUCACUGCUGCACAGGAGCAGUCUGGGGCCAUAUGGGGUGGAGUCAGCUCUGCACCAGUUGAGAGACACGUGUCAGUUUGGAGCCCAGGGGUCAAAGGUCAGCGCGGACGAGCUGGCGUCUCUGCUUGGACUGAAGGACAGAGAGACGGCCAUGGCACUCUGCGGCUUCUACUCCAAGGAUGAAACUGUGGACCUCAGAGUGUUUUAUCUGAGCGUUGCUGCUCUGUCAGGAUUUUUCCGCUUCAAGUCUCUGCUCCACGCUGCCUUUACUAUGUUUGACAGGGAGGCCACAGGAAGUCUGAGUGCAGAGGAGUUCUCAGACCUCAUGGGGGCACUGUUGGGUUUCCCACAGCGCAGCACUGCUGAACUGUACAAGGAGGCGUCCAGUGGAGGAUCACUCACUGAAGAAAAUCUGCUGCGAGUGCUGACGACCCAUCCGACCUAUCAGAGGCUGCUGAACGAAUACCUGCAGCCAGAAGAGGCGGAGUCUCACCUGCUGGCCAAUGGGAAGGCUGUAAACAAUAACGGAAACAUGCACAACGGCAACGGAUCUUUGCACAACAGCAAAAAGUUUGAGUGACAGUUUUUCUCCAGACCCCUUUUUUGUUUUGUUUUUUUUGUUGUUUUUUUUUUAAAAAAGGACCGUAUUAUUCUUGAUUAUCUUGAUUGAUACAGUUCCAGAAAUGCGAGGAACAUAUGACAAAAAAGAUUGUACUUUUAGUUUGGUGGAUGUUUAUUUUUUAAUAUUGUUAUCAUUUAAUCUAAAACUGUGUUUAUUAUUAUUUUUAUACAAUGACCUUAUUUUGUAAUUGAUGCCAUUUAAAAAUCCAUGAUGUGCCUUAUUUAUAAAUUGUCCACUUUUGUUUUUUUAAACGGGACGAGGGAAUGUGCAAAAAGAAACUGUUCACUGAAUCAAGUUUAUUUUUAUGUUUAUUUUUUUGUCAGAAAAUGGUUUUAUAUUUAUGAAUGAAUUAAACUGUGAAUUGUUUUAACUCUUA